Aspergillus wentii DTO 134E9 is the source of this 1815-nucleotide messenger RNA. Its product is annotated as LysM peptidoglycan-binding domain-containing protein. NCBI's taxonomy places the organism in Eukaryota, Fungi, Ascomycota, Eurotiomycetes, Eurotiales, Aspergillaceae. The transcript is spliced from 7 exons. The coding region runs from base 105 to 1607 and encodes 500 amino acids. The record is from RefSeq and is a predicted model, not a curated record.
GUUGGAGCGACGCACUUGCCGUAUUGCAAGGAUAGAUAGUAGAUUACUAUGAAGUCUGCCUAGGAGAAACUUCUCUUGGACGGAGUCUAUCCCUCAAUAUCAUCAUGCUGUUUCUAUACUUUACGUUGCUUGCAUCGGUGGUGAUUGCGCAGAGCAGUUCGCAAUCCAUCCAUCGCUCUUCUACACUGCCAGCAUCGCCACCAGUCUCGUCAACACCAUCAGUCUCGCAAAGCUACUCUAUUCUUCCAGGAUAUACAUACACUCCAGCAAACUCAAAUACCAGUACUGCCUGGCCACCGAGUAAAACACAGGCAGGCCAGCCAUCAUACUGCAAUAAAUGGCACCAGGCAUCCCGCGGCGAUACUUGCCAGUCCAUUGUGAAUCGAUUUUCGACAUGGAUGAGUCUAGCUGAUUUCCAUGCUUGGAACCCCGCCCUCGGAAAAGACUGCUCUGGCCUCUACAAUGGAUGGUGGUACUGUGUUGGAGCGCAGCCUCAAUCAACAAUGACCGCAAACACCACUGCUACGUAUCAAUGGUAUCCGCCAUGGACUCAAUCAGCGUUGCCAACGAUUGAUUCAGUCUUCAAUCCUUCUCCGACACAGUCUGGUCUUCCAAAUGAUUGCCAGGAGUAUUAUCAAGCGCAGAAGAACGACACGUGCAUGACCAUUACAUCUACCCUCCGCAUCACCGACAAAGAUUUCAAAAACUGGAAUCCAGCAUUGGGAGACGACUGCUCUGGCCUCAAACCCGGAUACUGGUAUUGUGUCAUGAACUGGAAGGCGCCUCCAAUGCCAUCCACCACCACUGCACUUCCAUCAGCAGCAGCUACACAGACAGGAACCACCUCCAACUGCACAUCGUGGUAUCAGGCCGAGGACGGAGAUGACUGCGAACUCAUCCCGCUGAUGUUUGGAACCUUCUCACAGACUGAUUUUCAGAAAUGGAAUCCGGCAUUGGGGUCGAACUGUACAGAGAUCAAAGAUGGGGACUGGUACUGCGUUGGAAUUCCUGGCACUCCGUCGACGAGAACGCAGAUGCCCAGUUCGUGGAUGUUGACGCCUCCUCCGUUGGGAUCGUCGGUGGUGCUGCCGUCGAGUUUGCUGACAUCCACUGUGUCAUCUACGACAAGCACGUCAAGUGCUACGACUGGGACCGCACCGCCCUCAACAUGUAGUCGAUAUUACACCAUCCAGAAAAACGACUACUGUGACACCAUUGCCCGAGACGCAAAUAUCCCCUUAUCAACAUUCUACGACUGGAAUCCUAGUCUUAACUGUUCGGCGCUCGAACCAGGCAAGAAUGUCUGCAUUGCAUUAUCAGGUCCAGCCACCACAAUCACUACUGGGACUCCUAUCCCACUGACACCGAGUCCAACUCAGAGCGGAAUGGUUACCGGAUGUCGACGAUUCUACGAAGCGCAGAGCAACGAUAGCUGCGAGGAUCUUGCUCAUGAUGCGGGUGUUGAAGUCAGUGACUUUUAUUCGUGGAAUCCUGCUGUGAGCACAGACUGUGGAGGCUUGCAAGUAUCGACGUUUGUCUGUGUUGGAACGAGUGGUCCAUAUACGACCAUCACCAGUGGGACUCCAGUGCCUGCGACAACUUGGUGAUAUUAAUCUGUUGAAUGAGGAUUAAGUAUAGGCAGAAUAAAUGUCUCGAUAUGCUUUGCUUUAUAGUUUACCGGGUGAUAUACUUUGCACGUCCUUGGCACUGUAGGUGACAAAUUUAGUAUAGAAUGAACCAUAUCACUCGGAGUACAUAACGAGUUAGCUUUAUUGAUUUAGUAAGAAAUAUCGCUAAUAUUAUAUAAUAGGAUAA